AUGAAUGAUAUAGAUAAAGUACGUUAUAAGGAAGCUUUUUUAUUAAUGGAUGAAAAAAAUUCAGGUAUAAUAACAAUUGAUGAUAUUCAUUUUCUUAUACGAGCACUUGGUUUUACACCAACAAAAAAUGAUCUUGAAAAUAUUGAUACGGAAUUUAAUAACAAUAAAAAUAUUGAUUAUUUAUGGUUUAUUGAUAUAAUGUCAACAAUUUCAUGUACAAAAUACUCAUAUGAGCAAAUAGAAAAAGCUUUUUUUUCUUUUGAUAAAAAUCGUUAUGAAACAUUUAAAACAGCAUUGAUGACAAUGGGAGAAUCAUUAUCAGAAAAUGAAAUGAAUGAAAUGAUGAAAGAUUUACCUAUUGAUGAAGAUGGGUAA
Rotaria sp. Silwood2 is the source of this 375-nucleotide messenger RNA. NCBI's taxonomy places the organism in Eukaryota, Metazoa, Rotifera, Eurotatoria, Philodinida, Philodinidae. The record is from the annotation of a GenBank genome assembly.